ACGGGUCGGGUAACUCAAAACUUGACACGAGAAAUCGAAAUCGGAAUUGAAAUUGAAGAACAAGCAGCUGGGGAUCGGAUCGAAACCUUUUCCUUUUGAAUUGAAACUAGGUCUUGCGAUUGCCUCCGUCGCCGUCCAUGGCGGAUGGGUACUGGAACCAGCAGAGACAGCAUCAGCCUCCGAUGUCGUCGAUCUCCCACGGUGGUCCUCCAAAACGUCCCCGUUCUGACUUCGGACAUGAUAUGCACAGUUACGUGUCACGUGAUGAGGAUCGAGGAGGCAACCCUCAUGCAGUAAAAGAUACCAGAACUAUCGGCUCAGCUUAUGACCUCUACCUCCAGAGUGUGCAAACGUCAUCUACGCCAUCUGAAGAAGCUGGUCGGUUUAACAAUGGUGUUGGCAUGGGAAGACGAGGAGGUGAGGGCGUGAUGCCUAGUCCGUCCAUGGGUGAGCUCAUGGCUGGGCGCGGUGGAAUGCUGCCUCCAGAUUUUGGGCGAGGAUUGGGUUUUGGUCAACAAGAUUUAGUUGGUAGGCCUAGCAGGGAGCUGCUUCGUCUACCUCCGGAUGCAUCCAACACUCUGUUUGUUGAAGGGCUUCCUUCUAAUUGCUCAAGGAGAGAAGUAUCUCAUAUAUUUCGGCCCUUUUUGGGAUAUAAGGAGGUGAGACUUGUGACUAAAGAUUCGAAGCAAAGGAAUGGAGAUCCUAUUGUUCUUUGUUUUGUUGAUUUUGAAAAUCCUGCAUGUGCAGCAACUGCUCUUACCGCCCUGCAAGGCUAUAGAAUGGAUGAAAAUGAACCUGAUUCCAAGAGUUUGCAAAUCCAAUUUUCAAGAAACCCAGGUCCAAGACCAGGACAACGAGGAGGAAGGAGAUGAUGACUCAGUGUCCCUAGGAGUAAAAUCUCUUAAUCCAUACAUAUCUCAUUCAAAGCAAUAGAGAUGUAUGGUUAGACACAAGAGUCUAGGAGAUGAGUUGAUUGUAAUCUAAAGUCUCUCGCUCUCCUUUUUUCCACCUUCUUGAUAGAUUUAGUGCAUCAUCUUACUACUGCUAUUUAUCAAGCCUAAAAAACUUGUUACAACCCUUUCCUUUGUAUGUGUGGGAAUGAUACGGUUUAUGAUUUUGAUAGUAUCCUUAGGGAUUGCACUUAUUCAUUA
Molecule: messenger RNA, 1151 nt
Organism: Brassica napus (rape)
Lineage: Eukaryota; Viridiplantae; Streptophyta; Magnoliopsida; Brassicales; Brassicaceae
Product: nuclear speckle RNA-binding protein B
Exons: 6
Coding region: 138-872 (244 amino acids)
Molecular function (GO): mRNA binding
Source: RefSeq, a predicted model, not a curated record